UAACGGCCUUUGGGGCCGGUAGGCGGCGGCGUUGAGCAAUGGCGGGCUCGUCCCCCGGCGGGUCGCGGCGGCUCUGGGGACGGGGCCGGAGCCGGGCUCUGGGGCCCGCUUUCCUCCUCUCCCUUCUCGUCUCCGUCCUGCAGGCGCCCCCUACCGUGGAAUAUCAAGGACGGGUAAAUAGUGCUGAUUCAGAACCGGAAUUGCUCAAAGUAACAGGAUCAACAAUCUUCCCAGUCAAAGUUUAUGUCCAGUUGGAUCACGCCAGUCCUCAUAUUCUGUGUGUUACGAAUCGGCUGAGAAACGCAGAGCUAAUUGACCCACUGUUCCUGUGGCAUGGACCCAGAGGGGACCUUGUUGCAGCUCUGCCUGAGGAUAAAAAUUUCUACAUAUCUGUCAUCUGGAGGACAACCAAUCAGUCUGGAUUAGUGACAGCCCACAAACAUAGAGGAAACAACAGUAUAAAAAUCACCCCAACAGGAACCCUUUCAUUCAAAGACUUCAAAGAGCCUAUGAGUGGAGUUUACACGUGUUCCCUUGAAUAUAAGCCUACAGCAGAGCAAUCUGAGAAAACCCUUCUACUCAAAUACAUUAUUUAUGCCUAUGCCGAACCAAAUUUUUACUACCAAUUCUCAGCCCGAUAUCAUUCAGCACCCUGCAACAGUAUCUACAAUGUUUCCUUUGAGAAGAAACUGCUUCAGAUUUUAAGCAAGUUGGUUGCUGACCUUUCUUGUGAGAUCGCUUUAUUGAAAUCAGACUGUCAUCAUGUUAAAAUGCAGAGAGCUGGUCUUCAAAAUGAACUGUUCUUUACAUUUUCAGUUUCCUCUCUAGAGUCUGUGAAAAGAAAAGAUCCAUGUGCAAUGAAAUCUUGUGAUACUGCCAAAAGACUAGGCAAGGCUAAAAAUCUUAUAGAGAGAUUUUUUAAUCAACAAGUGGAAGUCCUGGGGAAACGUACAGAUCCGUUGCCUGAAAUAUACUAUAUCGAAGGAACUCUCAAAAUGGUGUGGAUUAAUCGCUGCUAUCCAGGAUAUGGGAUCAAUAUUCAGUUGCAUCCGAAUUGUCCUGAUUGUUGUGUGAUCUGCAGCCCAGGAACGUUCAAUCCCCAAGAUGGAGUUCAUUGCCUUCAAUGCAACAACAGCUCAAUAUUCGGAGCCAGGGAUUGCUAAACCAUCAGGAUUUUGUGCAUCUUAAUGGUUCCGGUUUCUUUAAUUUAACAUGGUAAUAUAAACCAUUUCAGCACUAGGUAACAGUUAAUUUUGAUUACAUCAGUAAAUAAGUUCAUUGAAAA
Messenger RNA from Tachyglossus aculeatus (Australian echidna), 1285 nucleotides. RefSeq names its product zona pellucida binding protein (gene ZPBP). Gene Ontology annotation, cellular component: zona pellucida receptor complex; extracellular region; acrosomal vesicle. Lineage: Eukaryota; Metazoa; Chordata; Mammalia; Monotremata; Tachyglossidae. Gene Ontology annotation, biological process: binding of sperm to zona pellucida; acrosome assembly. The transcript is spliced from 10 exons. Bases 39 to 1163 code for a protein of 374 amino acids. The record is from RefSeq and is a predicted model, not a curated record.